Molecule: messenger RNA, 1560 nt
Organism: Chlorella variabilis
Lineage: Eukaryota; Viridiplantae; Chlorophyta; Trebouxiophyceae; Chlorellales; Chlorellaceae
Product: expressed protein
Exons: 11
Coding region: 1-1560 (519 amino acids)
Source: RefSeq, a predicted model, not a curated record
AUGCAGAGAUGGGCUUCAGUAGAGGGCAGGCAGCUGGUGGCCGGCCCGCUGCACCCGCGCCUGCACAGCGCCCUGGCAGCCCCUCAGCUUGCGGCCUCGGCUGCCAGCACCGAGGAGCGGCAGGAGGGUCCUGCGCCGCCGCAAGACGUGCCACCCCCUGUCAGCCCUCCCCUGGACCUGCAGCCAACGACCUCUGACAGCAGCGGCAGCAGCGGCAGCGGCGCGGUAGAGGCGGGAGCUGGCACCGGCGCAGGCGGCGGCGGCCCGGCUGCCGCGCCGCCGUCGCACCAGCAGGGCCGCGGCAGCGGCCAGCGGCGCGGGCCGAGGCCGCCCGGCGGGACCAGCAAGCCGCGCAGGCAGUGGCAGGGCCGGCCUGCGCAGGGGCACGCGCAGGGGAAGCAGCGGCAGCGCCAGCACGGCGAGGCGGGUCGGGAGGGGGGCAGGCCGCGCCAGGGCGGCACCUACGAGCAGAGGCAGGAGCGGUAUCUAGUGAUGGAGAUCCUUCACAAGAAGCAGAACUGCCGCGAGGUGGUGGAGCUGGUGCAGCGGCACGCGGCGCGGCGCCAGCUCAGCGCGCGCGAGCUCACCAUGGCCUGCACCCGCCUGGGCAGGCUCUACGCCGCGCUGUUCAAAGACACGAUGAGGCUGGGGGGCGAUGCAGACAACAACAACGAGCACUGCGCCGCCAUGGAGUUCCAUCCGGGGCCUCAGCGCCUGGUGACGAUGGUGGAGGUGCUGCUGCCCCAGCUCUCCGCCUUCUCACCCGAGUCCUUCUGCGCAGUCAUCUUCUCCCUCGCCUGCCUGCGCGUGCGCCCAGACGACGCCGCCCUCACCGCCCUGCUGGACGCCUUUGAGUGGCAGAUCCCCAGCUCCAACAACAGGCAGCUGGUGACGGUGGUGUGGGCGAUAGGCGCGCUGUCGCUGGGAAGCCUGGUCACCGAGCGGCUGUGGGAGCGGCUGGGGGCGGCGGUGCUGGCGCAGGAGGAGGAUUUCAACUUCUCCUCCGCUCCCUUCUUCCUGUUUGGAGCCGCGCGCCUGCAGCUGCCGCCCACCGACGAGCUGAUGCAUGCGCUGCUGAGGAAAGCGCGGCAGUUCUCGGAUGAGCUGCGCACAGGGGACGUGUCGGUCAUCCUGUGGGCGCUGGCCAGGCUGGGGCGCAAGGUGGGGGAUGGGAUGGUCAGCCGCGAGUUUGUGGAGGCGAUGGUGGCUCGCUACGCGGCCCACAACCGCACCACGCCCGCCACGCUGCGCCAAGUCUGCGCCCUGCUCUUCUCCUGCGCACACCUCAACCACAAGCCGCCCCCCGAGGUGCUGGCCGGCUGCAUCGCACGCAUCGACGAGCUGGCCGCGGCCUCCAGCGCGGCGCUCUCCGGCACCGACGCCUCCAUGCUGCUCUCCGCCUUUGAGGCUUUCGAAUCGACCGAGGGGCUGGCACUGCUCAAGCGGCACAUCAUGGGGAAUGGGGCGGGCGCCGCCUCGGAGGAGGCGCCAGGUGGCGCUGAGCUGGCGGGCGAUGACCUGGAGAUGGAGGACGAGCUGAGGCCCACCAUGCAGCUGUGA